GUGAACAUGUCAGUCUGCAAAGAUAAUCCUUUUGGGCAUUGCUUCUUUUCUGUGCAGAUAGACAGCCAGAAACCUUCACUGAAAAUCAGCCGAACUUCAACUGAACAUUUGCCGAGCACCAGGAUCAAAGGCAGUGAUCUCAGUCCAAAUCUGUCAUGGCCAACAGCAAAAUGGCAAAUAAGGUAAACCAACGAUCUCCAUUGACUCAGAAGAGUGGAAGUCAACUGUGGGUCUUCACCAUCGUCAUCCUUGAACUAAUGCUUCUAGAGAGAAUCCAUGGCUGGACCUAUGAAACUAUUGAAGAAAAUAUGCCCUGGGACAAUGCAAGAAGCUACUGUCAACAAAAAUACACAGAUCUAGUUGCAAUCCAGAAUGCAAAAGAAAUUGAGUAUUUGAAUAAAAUCCUACCUUUUUCAAAAUCUUACUACUGGAUUGGAAUAAGAAAAAUAAAUGGCAGUUGGACAUGGGUUGGUACAAAUAAAACUCUCACCAAAGAAGCAGAGAACUGGGCAUUUGGUGAGCCAAAUAACAAAGGAGAAAAUGGCAAUGAAGACUGUGUAGAAAUAUACAUAAAAAGAUCUGCUGAUACCGGGAAAUGGAAUGAUAUCAACUGCAAAAGCAGGAAAAGACCUCUGUGUUAUGAAGCUUCAUGCACUCCUACUUCAUGUAGUGCUCAUGGACAAUGUGUGGAGGAAAUCAACAAUUACACAUGUAUAUGUAACGAUGGAUACUAUGGACGAGACUGUGAAUAUGUUGAACAGUGUACCACCCUCAAUGUUCCUGACCAAGCAACGAUGAGCUGCACGGAUCCUAAUGGAAAUUUCAGCUUCAGCUCGACGUGUGACUUCCACUGUGCUGCAGGGUUUACACUGCAGGGCUCACAGAGGCUCCAGUGCAAUGCAACAGGAAUGUGGACAGCGAUGACCCCCCACUGUGAAGUUCAGAGAUGUGGAGAGCCUGAGGUACACGAGCAAGGAUUUAAGAAGUGCUCUCAUCCCAUUGGAGAUUUCAGUUACAACUCAACGUGUGACUUCAGCUGUGCUGAAGGGUUUGAGCUCCGAGGAUCAGACAGACUGGAGUGUGGAGCAUCAGGAGAAUGGUCAGCAUCGAUUCCCAGCUGUGAAGCUAAAAAAUGUGCAGCUCUAGAAGUUCCCACACAUGGAUUCAAGGAAUGCUCUCAUCCCAUUGGAGAUUUCAGUUACAACUCAACAUGUGCCUUCAGCUGUGCUGAGGGGUUUGGGCUCCGAGGAUCAGUCAGACUGGAGUGUGGAGCAUCAGGAGAAUGGUCAGCACCGAUUCCCAGCUGUGAAGGUAAUGCUCCAUAUAUAUCUAUUUUAACUGCAUCUGUUACUGCAUCUGGUAUCUCUGCUUUGACAUUGAUAGCCUGGAUAGCAAGACAACUCAAAAAGAAAGCACAAGCAGAGAAGUUUUCACUUUUAAGCAAUGAAAAACAGAAUUUACCAAGAGAAACUUACACAGCAUAUGAGGAGGUGUAGGGCAGCAUGUGUUGAGGUCUUUGACAGUUUUUUGUAAACAAGAGAAAAACAAGAAUUUUCAAGAUCGUUCAUUUUGCAGCUUCAACAUUGCAAGACCUUGGUACCAUUUAUGAACAGGUGGAUCUCCUCUUCCAUCAGAAUUCAGUUCAUUUAUUUGACAGCAAUGUUCCAUCUGUCAGAAUUACAAAUGCAAAUAAUAAGGCACUAAACUUUACUACCCAAUUCAUCAUGUAAAGUUACCCAUACUUGUGAUGUGUGUUUACAAUCACAGGAUUAAAUGAAAGCCUGUACCUAUACAUUAAUGAUAAACUUGUCACUUUUUACAAAGGCUAACUAGAGAUGUGAUGACAAUGGACAGUUUUAAAAUGAAGCACUUCCACUUAAAGGAGACAGUAGUCCGAUGAUUGGUAUCUAGUUCUUUGUUAGAUCAGUGAUAAAUUGUCAGAAUAGUUUACAAUCUGCUAUGAUUUUGUACAAUUUGUUUACUGCAUAGAAUAUGUGCAUUACCGAAGGCUUCGGUCACUGGUAUAGAAAAUACAAAUACACUAAAGGAUAUGCUGAGUUGUCAUGUGUAGAAACAACUAUCACUAGUAACACAAGCAAACACUCCAGAUUGCCGUUUACAUCACACAAUGCUUUCAAUGAAGGCACUAAACCAGCCUUUAUCCAGACCUGCUCCUUAGCCUCUGUUUCAAGUCUCAGAUUAGUUCCCCAUUUUAUUUUCCUUUGUUCCAAAUCUCUCCCCAGUGGUUUGCUCUGAUAGAACUCCCAAAGUCAGAAGUUUGAUGCUUUAAGUCCAUUACAGCAUAUUUUAAGAUUUAUAAAAGCUAUCUUCAACAGACCUAAAAUUCUGUUUCAAAAUUAAUUGGUUACAACACUCGCGGAAAGAAGGAUUUAAUUAUUAAUAAUAAAGAAGGUAAUAUUGAGAACAACAAACUGGAUAGUAAAAUAGUCAAACCCCUUACUGCCAAUAAAUUGAAGAAUGACAUUUAUCAGAUAUUAUAGUAUAAACAACCUAAAUGAUUCUUUUAAGAAUCAAAGUGAAUAUUCACAAUGAACACUGAAUGUAUAGUAUUAUUCUGUACGUUUUAUCCACUCUCCAUAUCUGUAUAUGUUGGUUACACAUUUGUGUUCACAUUUUUAUUUAUUAUCGGUUUAUUUAAUUACUCCCUAUGGCUGAGAUAGUGUAUGAAAGGUGAAUGUUAGAUUUGUAUCAUCAUCUCAUCGGGCAAACUGCAGUUACGGCGUGAUUUCCGUUGUGACUUUCUGUUAUCUAUAUGGCUCUAUACCUGUGUAUGACAUGAUGUUACUAUGAUCUGUUAACAUAGAGCUAUAUCUCACUUGCAAUUCAUGAGUUGUUCAAAUGCAUUUUUGUUUUGGAGAUCUGAUAGAAAUUGGAUAAUCCAUUAAUGCACCAAGUUCGUCCCUCUCAAUCUAAAAGCUAAUUAUGAAGUAACCUUGUGUGAAAAUUACAGAACAAAUAAAUUGACCAUAACAUAAUGCAUUUAGGCAUUUAGCUGCCCCACGCCCCAUACAUUUUUGUGAGAGUAAUUCAACAAGAUUGUAGAUAAGCUGAUAAAAACAAAUCUAUGUGGAAGAAAGACACCAGUUAGAGAAAAUGUUGCAGCACGAACACUGUUCGUAAAAUAUUGCACAUGGAAAUUUAAAAUUGUUCCAUUCUGCAGCAGUGCUUUUCCUCACAAAAUAAAUACAUAUACGUAAAAAAGUACACAGAUUGGAAAACUUCAUUGUAUCAUUUUACAUAAUGCUCACCAGAAAGUAUGAAAGAGGAAAGUGUUUAAGAUGUUUCUAAUAUAUUUUCGAGAUGUCCACAUUAAUAAAUUAACAUAAUUGUACAUGUAUAUUAUAUAAUUUAUUUGUAUAUCUGUUGUUGA
Chiloscyllium plagiosum (whitespotted bambooshark) is the source of this 3391-nucleotide messenger RNA. Its product is annotated as L-selectin-like. The record is from RefSeq and is a predicted model, not a curated record. Gene Ontology annotation, cellular component: membrane. Gene Ontology annotation, molecular function: calcium ion binding. Lineage: Eukaryota; Metazoa; Chordata; Chondrichthyes; Orectolobiformes; Hemiscylliidae. Gene Ontology annotation, biological process: cell adhesion.